Molecule: messenger RNA, 1563 nt
Organism: Cavia porcellus (domestic guinea pig)
Lineage: Eukaryota; Metazoa; Chordata; Mammalia; Rodentia; Caviidae
Gene: Gpr160
Product: G protein-coupled receptor 160
Exons: 4
Coding region: 393-1409 (338 amino acids)
Cellular component (GO): plasma membrane; signaling receptor complex
Source: RefSeq, a predicted model, not a curated record
CGAAGUCCUCCGCUGACCCGAGCCCGCCCGGGGAGCUCGGCGGCUGAAGGCCCCUUUCUGGCCCGCGCAGGUGAUUCUGCAGGCCGUCCCUGGAGGAAGUGCAGCCCGGAGCCCUGCGGCUGCGACUUGGCGGAGGGGUCGCUGCCCCAGUCCGGGACACAGCCCGCCGGCCAAGGACGGCUUAUGUAGCAUUUUGGCAUAAUGAAAUGCAAGGAACCAACGGUGACACAAAUGAAGGUGGCAAAACCAAAAUAAAAUAGGAUCAGUAAUUAAGAAGACUUUCUGGAGAUCUCUCAGGUCCACACCUGAAUGAUCAUAGCCACAGGGAUGGAAAAUAAAGUGAAGCAAUGUUUUACAUGUAUUUCAGCAGGUCUUGAAAUUUAACUAAAAAUAUGACACCUUUUUCUUCAGACAACUGCUCUUUUCAGUACCAGUUAGGUCAAACAAAUCAGCCUCUAGAUGCUACUUGUCUGUUGUUUUUUAUCAUACUUGGCAAAAUAUUUUUAAAUAUCCUCACACUAGGCAUGAGAAGGAAAAAAACCUAUCAAAAUUUUAUGGAAUGUUUUUGUGUUUCAUUAGCAUUUGUUGAUUUUUUAUUUCUGGUAAACAUUUCCAUUAUAUCUUAUUUCAGGGAUUUUGUAUUUUUAGGUGUUAGGUUUACUAAAUACCAUAUCUGCCUGUUUGCUCAAAUUAUUUCCUUUACUUACGGCUUUUUGCAUUAUCCAGUUGUCUUAGUAUCUUGUAUGGAUUAUUGCCUGAAUUUCUCUAAACUCACCAAGCUUUCUUCUAAAUGUCAGAAGUCAUUUUAUUUCUUUGCAGUAAUUUUAAUUUGGAUUUCAGUCCUUACCUAUGUUUUGGGAGAUCCAGCUAUCUACCAAAGCCUGAAGGCGCAGAAUAUUUAUUCUUACCAAUGUCCUGUCUAUGUCAGCAUUCAGAGUUUCUUCCUGUCCCUUUCCAUGAUGCUAGUUUUAUUUAUGGCUUUUAUAACCUCUUGGUCAGAAGUUAUUACCAUGGUACAAACUAUUCAAAUAACUUCCUAUAUGAAUGAAACUGUCCUAUAUUUUCCUUCUUCCUCCCUCCCUAGUUAUAUUGUAAACUCUAAAAAAAUACUCUUGCCCAAGCUCAUUGUCUGUUUUCUUGGUACCUGGUUCCCAUUUGUACUGCUUCAGGGAUUCAUUCUUUUACUUAAAGUACGGAUUCCUGCAUAUAUUGAGAUGAACAUUCCCUGGCUGUACUUUGUCAAUAGCUUUCUCAUUGCCACGGUUUGUUGGUUUAAUUGUCACAAGCUUUAUUUAAGAGAUACCUCACUACCCAUAGACCCAUUUGUCAACUGGAAAUGCUGCUUCAUUCCACUCACAAUACAUAAUCUUGAACAGAUUGAAAAGCCUAUCUCAAUAAUAAUUUGUUAACAUGUUGCCAUCUUGAAACCAAUUACAACAAAAAUCACAACCUUACAAACAGGCAAGAAUGGUGACUCAGGACACACCAGAAACUCUUCCCCCUCCCCUAACCUUUUAUGUUUUCCAGUGUACUUUUGGGAAUUAAAUACUUUUAGAAAACAAA